UGUCAUAUAGAAGAGGUUCACUACAUAACUGUGACAAAAUACACUAUCUAUGUUAUCAAAUACCUUCUUAAAUUGUCUAAUAAGGUAGACAUACCCUUGACCACGUAGGUGUCAAAUGCCUUAUUUAUACAACGUUAUAGUUAAAGCCUUUUCUAACUCAAAAGGCAGAUUUAAAGGUUAUGUCACAUAACAUAACCUAUACCUAAACUAAACCACUAAACCCUUAAUUAUUUUUUACUGCAAUAAAGAAAUGUCUCUUUUCAAUGUUAAUUUUAUGAAGAAUACAAUGAUAUGCCUCAAUAAAUACAUGUUUACAAAUUUAGGGAGAACUUUUCGUAAAGAGAGCCAUACAUUGCAUAAUUGUAUAGGCCUAGCAGAAUCUUAUGUAGGAAAACUGUGUAAUAGAUUUACCUUCACCCACAGAGACAUUGCAAAUGUCUAUCUUGUAAGAUCACAGUCAACAAAAAUAAACUUUGAUGAACAGAAACUUGAGCGGUUUUUGAAACAUCUUAGUUGGGAUCAGUUAGAAUCAAAAUACAGCAUAAAACUCGACUUAGUACACGAAAAGCUAGUUUUAAACCUACUCAAAGAGAAAGAUAAACUGGAACAGCACGUAUUGGAAUUAGAAACCAUGAAGGAGAAGGAAGCAACUAAAGACAAUAACAGAGAAAUGAUGGAAUUAAUUGAAGGAGAUCUUGUUCAGUACCACACAGAACUUACGGAAAUCUACGAAAAGAUAAUUGAUAUUAUUCUGCCCAGAGGGGAUUUUGAUGACUGUAACGAGAUAUUGCUAGAGAUCUCCGCAGGCGUAGGAGGCAGCGAGGCUCAGCUAUUUGCAGGUGACCUAUUUAACAUGUACGUUAGUUUCCUGCAACGCAAGAGCUGGGAGUUUCAUGUGGCUGAAAAGGACCAAUCAGAUUUAGGUGGAGUGAGACACUGCAGUUUGCUUGUUUCUGGACCCGGAGCUUACAAUACUCUUCAACUUGAGGCCGGAGUUCACAGAGUUCAGAGAGUUCCUGAGACGGAGAAAGGAGGAAGGAUGCACACAAGUACAGUUACUGUGGCUGUGCUGCCUCAACCUGCAGACGUUGACAUACAAUUGAAAGAUGGUGAUUUGAAAAUAGAAACAAAAAGAGCUAGUGGAGCAGGAGGGCAGCAUGUCAACACUACGGACAGUGCAGUACGGGUUACUCACUUACCUACAGGAAUUUCGGUAGAGUGUCAAUCAGAUCGUUUACAAUUUAAAAACAAAGAAACUGCCAUAAAAAAGCUGAAAGCUAAGUUGUACGAGCGAGAAAUCUACAAGGUGGAUUCAAUGCAACGAAAUCAAAGAAAGUCUCAGGUUGGCACCAGUGGUAGAUCCGAGAAAAUCAGAACCUACAACUUCAGAGACGAUCGAAUCUCGGAUCACAGGUUGUCCAUUAACUUGCACAAUAUGAAGGAUUUCCUGCAAGGCGGAGAACAAUUUGAACGACUAUUAGAACAGCUGAUUCGAUGGCACCAUGAGUCGCAGAUCAAAUUGUUUGUUGAUAGUUUACCUAGUUAGUCUUGUGCUGUUUAGCAAUAAUAUAAAUAAAUUGUUAAUUACU
Messenger RNA from Macrosteles quadrilineatus (aster leafhopper), 1589 nucleotides. RefSeq names its product peptide chain release factor 1-like, mitochondrial (gene mRF1). Gene Ontology annotation, molecular function: translation release factor activity. The transcript has 8 exons. The coding region runs from base 251 to 1546 and encodes 431 amino acids. Gene Ontology annotation, biological process: translational termination. NCBI's taxonomy places the organism in Eukaryota, Metazoa, Arthropoda, Insecta, Hemiptera, Cicadellidae. The record is from RefSeq and is a predicted model, not a curated record.